This is a messenger RNA of Ziziphus jujuba (common jujube), 1710 nucleotides long. RefSeq names its product protein phosphatase 2C 51. Gene Ontology annotation, cellular component: cytosol; nucleus. Lineage: Eukaryota; Viridiplantae; Streptophyta; Magnoliopsida; Rosales; Rhamnaceae. The record is from RefSeq and is a predicted model, not a curated record. The transcript is spliced from 3 exons. The coding region runs from base 158 to 1459 and encodes 433 amino acids. Gene Ontology annotation, biological process: protein dephosphorylation. Gene Ontology annotation, molecular function: protein serine/threonine phosphatase activity; cation binding.
CAGCCUGAAACUAUGGGUUAUUUUCAUUGCGGAAAAAAAAAAAAAAAUGAAAACACUUUCCCGAGAAAUUAAAGGAAAACGAAAGAAAAGGAAAGAAAACGAAUGAAUCAGAAUUAAAUUUAAAAAAAUAAAAUAAAAAAUUGAAAGCUUGGAGAAUAUGACAGGCUCGGAAAAUUUCGAUUCUAAAGUAAUUGCUGAAAAGAAAUCGAGAGACGGUCGUUGCAAGAGGCUCAAAAAAAAUGAAAGCUUGGAGAAUAUGACAGACUCUGAAAGUUUCGAUUCUAAAGUAAUUGCUGAAAAGAAAUUGAGACACAGUCGAUGCAAGAGGCUCAGACUCCAGAAGCCAUUGAAGAAAUACUCCAUGGAGAGCUUAAAUCCACGAGAAAUUGGUUACCGAUUCGAAGAUUGUUCUCAUAAAAGGAGAAUGAAUGGCAUCGCCGAGUUAACUCCGUGCGAGGUCGCUCUGACUUCCUCCCGAGACGCGAAAUUGAAUUCCGACACUUCAUUCUCGGAAUCUUCAUCGUCGGAAUCAUCGGAACGUUCUUCCGACGAGAGAGGAAGGCCGAUCGAUAUACUGGUCUCCGAUGGCAAGGAGGAGGAUAGAAGGAGCUCAGCGUGCGUAUCGCACGGCUUCAUAUCAGUGAUCGGACGGCGGAGAGCGAUGGAAGACGCAGUGGCGGUGGCGAAGAUGGAUCCGUACAAUUUCUUCGCGGUUUACGAUGGUCACGGAGGAUUCGAGGUUGCGAAUGCGUGCCGUGAUCGGCUGCACGAGCUCCUGGAGAAGGAGGUGGAGGAAUGGAGAUGUGGCGGCGGGGGCGGUGGAGGGGAAAUAGUGGACUGGGAGAAGGUGAUGACGGAGUCGUUUUCGAAGAUGGACGAGGAGGUCGAUGGAGGUGAGGUGGAGCCGGAAAUCGGCGAGUCCGUUUCAAUGAACACGAUUGGGUCAACGGCAACUGUGGUGGUUGUGGGGAAGAAGGAGAUCGUGGUGGCGAACUGCGGCGAUUCCAGAGCGGUGUUGUGGCGGGGUAGUGCUGCCGUGCCACUGUCACGCGACCACAAGCCUGACCGACCAGACGAGCUAGAGAGGGUGGAAGCCGCCGGAGGAAGGGUUAUAAACUGGAAUGGUUGCCGUGUUUUAGGAGUACUUGCUACUUCAAGAUCAAUUGGAGAUCAUUAUUUGAAGCCUUAUGUGAUCUGUGAACCCGAGGUUACUAUCUCCAAGCGGACCGACUCGGAUGCCUUCAUUGUGAUUGCAACAGAUGGUCUAUGGGAUGUUGUAACUAACGAGUUUGCAUGUGAGGUUGUUAGAAGAUGCCUUGAUGGCCAAAUCAAGAGAAGGUUUUCAGAGGGGUCGAGUGCAAAUGCUGCUGCGGAGGCAGCAGCUUUGCUUGCCGAGCUGGCAUUGGCCCGCGGAAGCAAAGACAACAUCAGUGUCAUAGUUGUGCGGCUGAACAAGUAGAGUAGCAGCUGCAUUAGUCCAUUAUCAUCCUACAAUUAGUCUUUUUCUUUUUUCCCAUUUGGCCCCUUUUGCUUAUCGGCUCGUGCUUUUGAGAGUUGAUCAAUGAAUGUAAAGAAAAUUUUGAUCCAAGUUUGCGUGAUUUCCAACUAAUAGUUGCCUUCUGUAGUGCCUCAUCAAAUUGAAAGAAUUCUGUUGGUUCGACUGCUAAGUUAAUUCAGUUAAACAAUCAAAAAAGAGAGAACUAUUUUUGA